Molecule: messenger RNA, 765 nt
Organism: Bathycoccus prasinos
Lineage: Eukaryota; Viridiplantae; Chlorophyta; Mamiellophyceae; Mamiellales; Bathycoccaceae
Product: ribosome recycling factor
Exons: 2
Coding region: 1-765 (254 amino acids)
Biological process (GO): translation
Molecular function (GO): ribosomal large subunit binding
Source: RefSeq, a predicted model, not a curated record
AUGGGAGGACACGUCGUCGCAGUAUUCGCAAACGCACACACGAUAUUGUCGAGCAAACGAGGAGGCUAUAACGGCACAGCUUUAGCGUCUCGUUCGAGCGGCAGCAAAAACAGCAGUAACUUUAAGAGCAAACUUGGGAAUGGGAACACCAGACGACGACUAGGAGGAUUAAAAUCGCGAAUCACGACGACGAGAGCUUCCGUGGAAGAAGCCGAGGAGGUGGAGCUGGACUGCAUGGACCGAAUGGAGAAAGCGAUGGAAGUGAUGACGGAUAACUUUUCCACGGUGAGAACUGGACGAGCGAACCCGAACAUGUUGGACAGAAUAGAAGUUGAUUACUACGGAGCGAUGACGCCGUUGAAAUCGUUAUCGAACACGAAUAACUUGGACGCGCAAACGCUCGUUAUUCAGCCGUUCGAUAAAGGCGCCUUGAAGGAAAUCGAGAAAGCGAUCGUGAGAUCGGAUUUGGGGAUCACGCCGUCGAACGACGGGUCCGUGAUUCGCUUAGUCGUGCCGCCGUUGACGGCAGAGAGAAGAAAAGAGUUGACCAAACAAGUCAGCAAGUUGGGCGAAGAAGGUAAGGUGGCUUUAAGAAACGUGAGAAGAGACGCGAUGACGAAGAUUAAAAAAAUGAAGACGGACAAGACUUUGGGCGAGGACGAAUUCGCCUCGUUCGAAAAGAAGAUUGAAGAUUUGACGACUUCGUACGUAAAAAAGACCGAAGACGCGGUGAAAGCGAAGGAGAAAGAGUUGACUACGGUUUAA